Coffea eugenioides is the source of this 1944-nucleotide messenger RNA. Its product is annotated as protein DETOXIFICATION 41. Gene Ontology annotation, cellular component: vacuolar membrane. Gene Ontology annotation, molecular function: antiporter activity; xenobiotic transmembrane transporter activity. The record is from RefSeq and is a predicted model, not a curated record. The transcript has 8 exons. Lineage: Eukaryota; Viridiplantae; Streptophyta; Magnoliopsida; Gentianales; Rubiaceae. The coding region runs from base 217 to 1734 and encodes 505 amino acids. Gene Ontology annotation, biological process: xenobiotic detoxification by transmembrane export across the plasma membrane.
AUCUCUAAACUUCAAAUUGGAAUGGUAGUUAAAGACAAGCAAGUAAGCAAAGCAUGGAUGUUUAUCCUCUACGCAUCAAUUACUAACUUCGAAACCUGAUAAAAUUUUGAUAUAAACUGCUGUGAAUUUGAUCUACUUCAACGAACUGGCAUGCUAAAGAACUUGGUUCACUUCAGAGUUUGAUUUGAAGUAGGAAGCAGAGUCAUAAGUCAUAACAUGGGCUCAGCUACAGAAUACCAGCCUCUGCUUCUUGGACUUGAUUCUCAUUCUCAGAUUCCGGAUUUGACGUCCAGUGUUAUUGAAGAGUUCUUGGAGCAUAGGCCGAUUCCUAUCCGGUGGUAUCCUAAGCUAUUUGCCUGGGAAUCAAGGCUACUUUGGCUGCUUUCUGGAGCUUCGAUUAUAGUUUAUGUUUUCAAUUACAUGCUUAGUUUUGUGACACUCUCGUUCACAGGCCACUUGGGUGCACUCGAGCUGGCCGGGGCAUCCAUUGCUUGUGUAGGAAUUCAAGGCCUUGCUUAUGGAAUCAUGUUGGGCAUGGCAAGUGCAGUUCAAACAGUUUGUGGUCAAGCUUAUGGAGCAAGACAAUAUGGAGCAAUGGGGAUCAUUUGCCAGAGGGCCAUUGUCUUACAUGUUGGAGCAGCUGUUAUCCUCACGUUCCUAUAUCUAUACUCCGGCUCAUUCCUCAAAUCAAUUGGUCAAUCAGAUAGCAUAGCCGAACAAGGCCAAAUUUUUGCAAGAGGACUGAUCCCUCAACUUUAUGCGUUUGCAAUUAGUUGUCCCCAGCAAAGGUUUCUCCAGGCUCAGAACAUUGUGAACCCUCUAGCCUAUAUCGCUGUUGGCGUGUUCCUCCUGCACAUUUUGCUGACUUGGCUGGCCGUUUAUGUCCUAAAUUAUGGGAUCCUGGGAGCUGCUCUGACACUUAGUUUGACAUGGUGGUUGCUGGUAAUUUUGCAAGGACUUUACAUUCUUUUCAGUCCAUCCUGCAGAGAGUCUUGGACAGGUUUGUCGAUAAGGGCUUUUAAAGGCAUCUGGCCUUAUUUCAAGUUAACCGCUGCAUCUGCUGUCAUGUUAUGCUUGGAGAUAUGGUACUUCCAAGGUCUUGUUCUCAUAUCAGGUCUCCUUUCCAAUCCUACAAUCGCGCUGGACUCCAUUUCAAUUUGCAUGAACUAUUUGAAUUGGGAUAUGCAAUUUAUGUUGGGGCUAGCUGCUGCUGCCAGUAUUCGAGUAAGUAAUGAACUUGGAGCAGGUCAUCCAAUGGUUGCAAAAUUCUCAGUCGUCGUGGUAACCACAACCAGCAUUCUGAUAAGUAUAGUUUUUACGGCAAUUGUGCUGAUAUUUCGGGUUGGAUUAAGUGAGCUCUUCACAAGUGACUCUCAAGUCAUUCAGGCUGUCUCAAAUUUGACACCAUUGCUGGCUAUCUCUGUUUUCACAAAUGGCAUUCAACCUAUACUUUCUGGAGUGGCAAUUGGGAGUGGAUGGCAAGCUGCUGUGGCCUAUGUCAAUUUGGCUACUUACUACAUCAUUGGCCUCCCAAUUGGCUGCGUUCUUGGCUUCAAAACCUCUUUGGGAGUGGCUGGGAUAUGGUGGGGAAUGAUUAUAGGAGUUUUCCUGCAAUCGUUGGCACUAUUUAUACUAACCGUGAGAACAAACUGGAACUCUGAGGUUGCCAAAGCUGCCGUUCGCUUAAAGGAUUCUGCAAAUGAAGAGGGACGUGAUAAUUCUGAUGGCAUUUGAGAAUGUAUUGUCGAAUUGAAUAUUAUCUCUUUGCAGCGUAGGAAAGUUAUUUGUCCUUCUUGAAACUGCCACGGGUACCCCAGCUUCUUGUUUGUCUUUGAAAUGUAUGCAAGUUGUUGAGGCGCUCAUUUUUCUGGCAAAAUGUUCAAUGGAUUUUGCUUCCUAGAGAAAUUAGCAGAAGAAUACUAUGAAGUUUUUGGAUUUGCUCAA